Eucalyptus grandis is the source of this 2297-nucleotide messenger RNA. RefSeq lists its product as uncharacterized. Lineage: Eukaryota; Viridiplantae; Streptophyta; Magnoliopsida; Myrtales; Myrtaceae. Bases 294 to 1253 code for a protein of 319 amino acids. The transcript has a single exon. The record is from RefSeq and is a predicted model, not a curated record.
ACCACAACCACAACCACAACCACCCGUCCCUAUUCCCCUGCUCAAAAUCAGCACCACCCCAAUUAAUAACCCCACACCACCCCGCCUUUGAUAUUUUCAACCCCCUCGCCCACGCAAAAAAUCAAUAUCGCAAACCCACCCGUGCUGCAGCUCCAACCCUUUCUCUUUCCACCCUUCAACAACCCAAAAAUUUUCCUUCUUUUUCUCUCACUGCGAAACCCCUCCAGAGAGAGAGAGGUGUAGAGAGCUUGAGACUUGUAGGGCUAAAUUAGGAACCACUUCUCUACACAGCUAUGGCUGCCUGUGGGAGCCUCCAACACAUCUUCGACAGCACAUUACCUGAUAGCCCCUCUAUUCUCGAAUCUCUUUCCUCAUGGAAGAACCACCACCGCCAUCGUCAUCAUCAUCAUCAUCAAAUCCUGCCCUCGCACAGCAACGAUGACCGCGGCGAGCACGACCCUAUUGAUCGCCAAUCCUCCUUCACUGAGAUAUUCGGCGAACUUCACUUCAACGAUCAAGAUCCUGAACCGUUGCCGCGGUUGAUGAUGGAGUUGGAGAACAAUGGCAACGGCGAGGAGAACGCGAAGAGCCCUUCUUCAAUGAGCUCUCAGGGCGGCAGUGGACAUGGGCACCACAAGAGCAGCGAGAGCUUCUCGUCGAUGAAAUCGGAGAGCCUACAGCUGUGUACGGAGGGGCUCGGGUUCGAGAGCUUCGGCGACGUGGAGGACUACAUGCUGGCCGAGGCGUGGCAGGCCAAGGAAGAGAAAGAAAGCGCCGGCACCGGUAUGACCAGGAGGAACAUUUACUCGGCUUCAUCGUCGUUCAAGCAUAGUCCUCAGUAUUAUCCUCAUAAUGAUCAUCAUCAUCGCCUCCACGAGUUUCGGCGGUCGAGGUCGAUAGGGAGUGGGUUCCCGCCCCCGAUAUCGAGCUUGAGCAUGAACGGGAAGCCCUGGGUGUGCUUCAAGUCGUAUCGCAACGACGGGCGAUUCGUGUUGAAGGAGAUUAGGUUCCCGACGCAGGAGUUCCUUCAUGCGUCCAGGGAAGGCGGGCGUCUGACAUUGCAGUUCGUCCAUCCAGGCGACGACAUCGAGGAAGACGAAGGGUGUCUUGAAGACGAUGAAGAAGACGACCAAGAUGGAGAGGGAGAAGAUGGAGGGCACGGCGAGAGCGGCUCCGGCGACGUUAAACACGACAAGGAGGAGAAGCGCGAGAAAGCAUGCAGAGGGGAUGUCGGUCUUGGUGGUAAUUCAUGAUAAAUCUGUAUAAAAAGAUGUGUUCUUUACUCUCUCUUUUCUUUGUUCUUUCUUGGAUCCGGUUGUAGUUCAAAGUCUUGAAGAUUACCCAAUCUGGGAAAACGAAAACGGAAAGCCAGGAAAAUGCUUAAACCUUGGCCUCUGCCAAAUCCUGCCCAUGUUUUGAAUAACCUUCAUUUUCUCCUUGGUUUCUGAUUUUCUCUGUGAGUAUCUCUCUCUCUCUCUCUCUUCCCUCUACUGAUCAAUCUUUACCCAUGUGAAAGUCUGGAUUGGCGAAACUCUGUUCGACAAAAAUGAAGGUUUGCGUCCCCAUUGACGAAGAAGAAGAAAGACGAAGAAACGAGGGAGAUUCGAUGGUUCCUACCCAAUAAUUCACGGAGAAAAAUUCUAGAACACCCUGCUUUCGCUGCUGUUAACGUCGAGGGGCCUAUUUUAGAAGUGCGUGCGUGCGAACAAUCGGCCAUAAUAAUCACCGGAAAACGAUGACGACCGCCAUGCAACCAGUCGUGAUAAAAAAGACAGGGACGCUGAGGAAUCUCCACGCAAGUCAGUAAUUCAAGGUCCAAUCCGAAAGGGAAUUAUUCCCGCAUCCGUGGCCUACAGUUGCCAAGAAUCAGAUUUUGCGGGAACCGUAGUGGCCCUGCUCCUACGUUGAACCGGAAGCAAAGGUUUCUGAAUCGAAUGGAGGAACACAUCCCCAUCAAGAUUGGAAAAAAUCUCUGCCUUCUAUCUUUUGGGCGAGACCCAUCUGCUCGUUUUGACUCGAUAUGGAAGGAACUCCAGGGCCCAGACAAAGUGGCAAAAUCCAGAGGCCAAACUGGUUUCUUAGAAAGCAAAGGCGAAAAGGAAUUCUAACAGAAGCCUCCCCACCAUCAUGAAGUUUGCUUCUUGCUGACCUCCUGCGAUUGAUGGACACUUUUGCGGGCACCAAUUUUUCUGUGCCUCCCCCCUCGCUCUUUUUUCUGGUCCACAAUGGAAGUAAACGAACGAACAGUAAUUCACAUGAAAAAGGGGAGUAGGACAUCGUCAGCAUGGCUUUUUCUA